Messenger RNA from Centropristis striata (black sea bass), 3630 nucleotides. RefSeq names its product E2F transcription factor 8 (gene e2f8). The record is from RefSeq and is a predicted model, not a curated record. Lineage: Eukaryota; Metazoa; Chordata; Actinopteri; Perciformes; Serranidae. Gene Ontology annotation, biological process: regulation of transcription by RNA polymerase II. The transcript has 15 exons. Gene Ontology annotation, molecular function: DNA-binding transcription factor activity, RNA polymerase II-specific; RNA polymerase II cis-regulatory region sequence-specific DNA binding. Gene Ontology annotation, cellular component: RNA polymerase II transcription regulator complex. Bases 291 to 3059 code for a protein of 922 amino acids.
UUUCACAUCUGUAGUAAAGUUGACCAAGAGGCCACUCCUUACUCAGCAAGAGGGGGGGAAAAAGCUAGAGCCGCGCACAUUUUCUUCUGCUUUUCAACUUUAAUGGUUAUUCUGCGUGGAAACGUGUGGACUCGACUGUUAAAAUCCACAUUUUAAGGCUCGGAUUUAUCUUUUGGGAAGCUUGGAUCCUCAAGAUGGGGAGUUUACUCUAAGCAAGGCUUGUUCGGCUGAUUUCGGUUUUACAUUGAUUUGGCUUGAGUGCUGCAUCUGAGCUUCAUAAUGGGUGGAAAAUGUCAGCGCUCGAAUCUCAAAACCUGACUGAAAACUCUCAUUCACAGGAUGAUGGCUUCGUAGCACCCCAGCUUCCUGUAAAUACUCCAAAGAAGUUAUCAGGUCAGUGUGCAGCGUCAGUGGAGAACCAGCCGACCAUGGGUCCCCUCACGACACCCACAAAGGGAAGGGAGGUCGGCUCUGUCGACCCCUGGACGCCAACUUCAAACCUCAAAAUGCUCAUCAGUGCUGCUAGUCCUGACAUCAGGAACCGAGAGAAGGAGCUGUGCAUGGACAACGAUGGGCGGGACGGUCUCGACCCUUCACAGGACACAGAAAAUGGAGAAGAGUCAGAGAAAAUGAUCAGCAGGAAAGAUAAAAGUCUGGGUUUGCUCUGUCAUAAGUUCCUCGCCCGCUACCCAGAUUACCCGAACCCUGCCCUCAACAACGACAUCUGCCUGGACGAUGUGGCCACAGAGCUCAACGUAGAGCGCCGGCGCAUCUACGACAUCAUGAACGUGCUGGAGAGUCUGCACAUGGUGAGCCGCUCCGCCAAGAACCGCUACACGUGGCACGGCCGGACCAAGCUGGCUCAGACUCUGGCCAUCCUGAAGCAGGUGGGCGAGGAGCACAAGUACGGCCAGCAGAUGCUGCACAUCCGGCAGCGCCUGCUGGACAAGGAGUUCGACUUCGACGGCGAGGAGAAGGAGAACGAGGAGGUGGUGGAGCUGGAGAGCGGGGAGCAGGGGCAGAAGGAGCUCUUCUUCGUGGAGCUCCCAGGAGUAGAGUUCAAAGCAGCUUCUGUUAACAGCCGGAAGGACAAAUCUCUGCGUGUAAUGAGCCAGAAGUUCGUCAUGCUCUUCCUGGUGUCUAACCCUCGUGUGGUGAGUCUGGACGUGGCUGCCAAGAUCCUGAUCGGAGAGGACCAGGGCGCCGAUCAGGACAAGAACAAGUUCAAGACCAAAGUGCGCCGGCUGUACGAUAUAGCCAACGUGCUGCGUAGCCUGAAGCUCAUCGAGAAAGUCCAUGUGACAGAAGAGAGAGGGAAGAAACCAGCUUUUGAAUGGGUCGGCCCGGAAGAAUUCCCACAAGUCAAAGACUUGGAGAACGCCACAUCUGAAAGCUCGUCCAAGAAGAAGAAAAGUGUCCUGGAGUCUCGUCCGACUGUAGACAACUGUGCCAAAAACCUUUUUUCAUCCCCCGGGAGGAAACGCGGCUUCACCCGGCACCCCUCCCUCAUAAAGCUCGCAAAGAGCAUUCAGGACGACCGCCGCAAGAUCAACUCCGCCCCCAGCAGCCCGGUGAAGAGCGUCCUCAGCGAUUCAUCAAACAUUGACAUCCCGAACAAAAUGGCCCAACUCGCUGCUAUUUGUAAGAUCGAGCUCGACCAGGAGUCGGGGUCCGGAGCUGAGAAUCCAAAGCCUGCUGCUGCUGUGAGGCUCGAGCCGACCUCCUCUGUGUCGAUGGAGUCGCUGCUCACUCCAACCCAGGAGAGCAGAGUCAACACUACUGUCCACCUCACCCCGCACACGCCCCUAGCAGCCCUGCCCGCCAGCUCCAUUGCCUACAUCCCCGCUCAAUGUUCGCCCCUCAUCCCCGUCCUGUUGCCUCAGCAGCGGGGCGGCGGGUCUUACGCCGUGUACCUGCAACCCUCGUCCUGCCCAAGGCCCAACCCUCUGGUCAGGCCGCAGCCCACCAGCCUCGCUGUGCGCUCUAUGACCUUUGAGGAGAAGACGGGGCAAAGCCCGACGGGCCAAUACGCAGCCACGGGCCUCCCGACGUUCAGGGCGGCAGACAUCAGCCCGCUGACGCUCAAACGGCUGCGGUCAGACUCAACCUUAGAGAGCAGCCCCUCCAAAGCCAAGAGGGCCGAAAACAUUAAGGACGCCUCUCCAAAGCUGUGUGAGAUCCUGCAGGCCCGUCUGAAAGCCCGUCGCGGCAAUCAGCUCUCAAGCCGGCCCUCACCUCGCGCCCUCCACCUGGACCCGGAGUUCGUCAACACCCCUGGCGGUGCUGCGGCAAGUCAGACACUGGAACAGAGCUUGGAGACCUUCCUGGACAAAGAGGACAAGAUGGCGAACUCAGACAGCGAGGCGGGAUUAACGCCAGUCAGAGUCGUACCGCUCACGCCGGGACAGCUCCACGGCGAGACUUUAGUACCAGCAGGAUACCUGAUCCCGAUCUCCCAGCAGGCCCUCGUCAGUGACAAGGAGAGUCAAGGUUCAGGGAGAGAAAACAACAAAGCCUCAACUCCCACUUACAUCUACCAGACGCCAACUGCAGGCUCCAGACCUGCCCUCGCCCAGGAGAUUACACCCACCAGCCUUCGUCUUCACAGACCUGCCGCCGCCUCCUCACCUCACACCGCCGCCGAUCAGGCCCACCGCCUCCACAGCCCGAGUCCGGCCAUCCUCAACUUCACCCUGCAGAACCUGGGUCUCAUCUCAGGCUCCGGCCCAGGGAACGCCUUCGCCUCCCCGCAGACUCCCGAUGGGGCCAACACCCUGCCCAGCCCGCUGGCUCUGCAGCAGAGAGGGAUGGUCUUCAUCAAACCUGUGUCCCCGGUGCCCGUCCAACAGUCUUUGGCAGGGCAGCCAAUGGCCCUGUUCAGUGUACAACAGCCUCUGAUGACGACCCCUAAAGGGACGGCGCUCCCUCAGCACAGCUUCUUCCACACCCCGGUCCCCGUCUCCCCUCUGGCUGCCAUGGUUACCACCGGUGGACACCUGACCACCAAAACUGUUUACAUCCCUCAGAGGAAGCUGGACGUGGUUACAGACGAGUCCUGAACCCCCUAAAGGGAAACCCCCUGAUGACUGUGUACAUAAUGUGUGUGUUUGGGUGUUUGUGUCAUGGGUGGGUGACUUUUUAUUUUCUGUCUGGUUAGCAUCUUACAGUAUUCAGUUCAUCCCCUCAGAACAUUUCACAGCCACUCAUUGUCUUCAUUCUCACAGCAGAAACUCAUGAACACUAUUUUAAUACUCGUUAUCAUAAUGGUAGGAACCAGGUCUAAAUUGGCAUAAUUUAAUAGAGAUUUAAUUUUUUCGUUGAUUUUUUUUGUUUCUUUAAAUUACCAAGAGUAGUAAAAAGAAUCAGUGGUAUAAAGAGGGAACGGUCAGGUAUUUUUGACUGAAAGAAGAGUUUGAUUGGAAUUGUUGCUGAUUGAUCAUUUUGUCUGACUUUUGCACAUAUGUACAUGUAAAAUGUUACCCUGUUUCAAAAAGGUGUUAAGAAAAUGUGAAUAUUUGUGACUAAGACUAAUCAGACAAGUUUAAUUUAUAAGGAAAUGACCUUUUGUUUUUGAUUUCAUAUUAAAUGUAAAGUGCUAUUGAAUUUAAAUACAUUUUUCUAUGAACAUCA